AGGGACCACAUGGCUGCACGACACUCCUUCACCCCCCUCUCGACACGCCCCCUUGGUCUCCCAGCAGCAAAAGUCACCGUUCCACACACCCAAAUACUCUCAAAUUAAAAAGUUUACACGAAAUAACUAUGAGUAACUAUCGCGUGCGCCAACGUGCCGUGGAUGUCAACGACACGAAACUCUUCAUAGACACUGGACCUCGGCCUGUAAAUCACCAGCCUUACUUACAAAGGGACCCGCAGCCGGAGAGUUCCGGUGAUGAGCUGACGGAGGGUCGGGCGUGGACGCUGCUGGCGGUAUCAGUCGCGCUGCUGAUUGCAGGCGUGUGGUUGGUCCGCGGCAACCACUACGCGCACUUACACCGUCGUGUGGAGGCAGCAUACUUCGAAUACCUCCAGGAGUGGGAUGCGCAGCAUGCGGCCGUGUUCGCCGCCAGCGAGUGGCGGCUGGAGGUGGAGGGGCACAGCGACAGCGUGCCACUGCUCCCACACACCUUCAAGUCCAAACGCGUGGCCGUGCCCGCCGCAGCGUCCGGCCCGGCCGCAGGCUCCCCCCACGACCACAGUGCCACCACCCACACCACCACCAGCAACACCCACACCACCACCCACACCACCACCCACACCAUCACCAGCAACACCACCCACACCACCACCAGCAACACCAACAGUAGCAGCAGCCGGCGGCGAGGUGCGCAGUCCCGGCUGCAAGAAUUCCGAGCCGAUAAGCUGCUGCCGCUGUUGUUCCCGGCGCUCAAGUCCGCGCCGCUGCUAGACCAGCACAAGGUGGCGCACAGCAAGGGCGCGCUGUGGCGGCCCGUGGUGCCCGAGCUCCGGCGCGCCCGCGGCAUGAUACUCGUAGCCAAGGACGGGGCCACGGGGGCCGAGUCGCGGCUGGACCUGGGCCGGGUGGUGUUCGCGCGCGAGCGCAUCGUGCCGGCGGGCGGCGAGGGGCGCUGCAUGUACGACCAAAAGGGCGUGUGGCAGGCGGACAACACGUGCGGCGUGCACGAGUACCUGUGGGCGCUGUGCAUCAAGGUGUCUCGGGACCCUGCCACCGGGCGCUAUGCCGCCGACACGGAGCUGGGCGGCGGGCCGGGCUGCAGCGACGAGUCGGGCUGGGAGCUGGGCCACUGGCGGCGGCUGGACCCGCGCAAUGGCCGCGUCAACGGCCGCCUGUACCUGCCCAGCGCCGCACGCAACGCCACCACCAUCACCGUCAAGCACACGCGCGACCCAUCCGUGCGUGAGCGGGACAUCAUGCGGCGGACGGCGCCCAACAUGGAGCACCAAAUCCUCUUCCACGCACUGGGCAUGGCCAUGUGCUUCCUGGGGGCGGUGGUGCUGCUGUCAGUGGGCGCCUUCGCAGCGCCCAAGCUGCUGCGCCGCCUGGGGCUGUGGCGGGGAGAGGCGGGUCGAAAGAAGGGGCGGCGCUAUGGCGGCAAGGACUCGGAUGACGAGAUGCAUUGACGGCUCUUGGCCUAGGCGCGUCAGUGUGCUGGGUGUCGCGAAGCUGGGCUGCAUGAAUGCAUGCAAGCACGGAAGCACGCGGGCUGCGGGGCGUGAAGUACGUGAACCCGUUACGGCAGUGGGACAAUCGUGUCGUGGUUAGAUAGGCACAGCGGCACAGUUGGUCUAGUAGCGAGGAUUGUGGCUGCCUGCAGCGUCCUGGUAUGGGAGCCGGGAUUAUUGUUGAGUUCAGGACUUCAGGCAGCCUUUGCCAUGGCAUCCCUUUAAUUGUUACAACAGUCCA
Messenger RNA from Chlamydomonas reinhardtii, 1752 nucleotides. RefSeq lists its product as uncharacterized. The record is from RefSeq and is a predicted model, not a curated record. Lineage: Eukaryota; Viridiplantae; Chlorophyta; Chlorophyceae; Chlamydomonadales; Chlamydomonadaceae. The transcript is spliced from 6 exons. The coding region runs from base 129 to 1469 and encodes 446 amino acids.